AUUUUAACAUUUUAAAAUAAAAUUAUUUCAUCAUUUCAGUUGGGUUUUUACUUUUUUAAUUGUUAGUUUACCAAUUUUAUUUGUUGAAAUGUAAAAUAUGUUGACAAAUUUUAUUUCACAUUAGAUUAAAAAAAAAAAUAGUAUAUCUAUAUAAUCCACUAACAAAAAAUUGGAAAUUUAUAAUAUAUAAAAUUAUUAGAACAUAAACACACACAUACAAAUUUUUUUUAUUGAAGCUGUUGGGUAAGUAUAUAAAGAAGCAUGUCAGAUAAAGGAGACUCCGUCGUAUCUACAAUUAUACCGCAGUCUAUAAUUGUCGACGCAUCGCAACAAUUAAUUCCACAUCCUGAUGUUCAUCAACAACAAUAUCAACAACAUAAUAUUCAUCAAUUGCCACCAACAAACAAUUGGGAUUACUAUAAUAAUUUAGCUUGCAACAAAAAUGGCUAUCAACAAUAUUCCGACUAUUAUAAUAAUUCUUAUAUGCAUUUUGGUAAUAAUGUCAAUAAUACAAUGCAACAAAAUCAAAAUCAAAAGUCCUCAAACUUCAAUGAUGGUCAAUCUGAUCAAGGAAAGACGACUCUGGUUAAUAAUACAAUUUCUCCAUUUAGAUAUUCUGAUGUCGUCGACACCGCCACCGCCUCUGCCUUGCCAAAUCAAAAUCAAAAGAAUCAACAACAUUAUCCAAAUAAAAAUCCACUUUUAUUGAAUUCAACUCCUGCUAGGAAUCAUUUGAAUAGGUUUUCUUCUUCCAAUGAACAACAACAACAAAACAAGUUUUCCUCCGACUUAAAUCAUUCCCAAGAAAUUAAUAAUUUUGGCGGCAUUCGUUUCAACUUAAAUCAACGCAAUCGACUUAGUAACGUGAAUAAUCCUCUUAAUCUACUACGAAAUAAUCCGAUUGGUGGAAAGAAAAAAAGAAAACGCAACAAAAAUAAUAAAUUUCAGGCUCAACAGCAACUCCAACAACAACAACAACAACAUCAGCAAAACCUACAAAACCGAACAGUUGUUCCCGACAUGACGACGACAGUCGAACGCAAUAAUAGCGCAUUCUUUGAUCCAACUGUUCCUCCUCCCCCUGUUAUAUCUGCAUCUCCAGAUUUAUCUAAACCCCCUCCACCGUUGGUACCUGCUGCUGUCACUGUCAUCCCUGCCGCAGUCUCAUCUCCACCAAUUCCCAUGGUAACCGAUCAUGACAGUAGUCUCAAUGUUACACCAGUUGAAUGUAGUAGUAACAACUUUUCAAAUCCAUUCAAUCCAGCCGAUGCUUGGCCGGAAAGUCUAAAUACUUACGUUCAACGUUGUUAUGCCAAAUGUGUAACCGAUCUGGACAAAGAUCAAAUUGAUAUUUGUUUGAAGGGAAAAAUCACAGCGGCAGCCACAAGAAAUGAGCUAUGGACAAGGGAUUGGAAUUCUGAACCGAUUCCCAGUGUCCAUAGCGAAAGUAAUCUACUUAUUCAAAAUAAUUUAGCUAUGAAUAAUAAUAAUCGAUCAGAUCGACAACAACAAAAAACACGUCCUGGAAUAUCGAAAUGCUUGAAUGCACGUUUAGGUCAACGUUCAGUUUUUAAUCAUCGUUCGGUAGAUAGUCGUUCUAGAUCGAGAUCACCACGAGAUAAAGAAAAACGUGAUUCAUCGCUAAGUCCACCACCACAUAAAAAGAGUUCGCGAAGUUCCAGUUCCGAAUCAUCUGAAAAGAAGUCUUUAAAUUAUAUUUCAUUCAGCAGCAAAACCAAAAAUAAUAAAAAUCCUAGAAAGAAACACCAACAAGUACAGAAAAAUAAUAAAGUACCUUUUCAAUCGGUGGUUGGAGGUUCGAUAGAAGAUGAUUCGCGACGUCUUCAAGAACGGGCAGCUCGAUUUGGACAAGCUAAUUUUUUGUCAACUUCUUCGUCUUCUUCGUCGUCGAAUAAAAAACAAACAAAACAACACCAUAAAUCACAAAUUUACGAUGAAUAUGAAGUUGAUACUAGCCUUGAUGAAUUUCAUAUAGUUGGCACAAGUAGGGACUUGGAAAAGUCAUUUUUAAGAUUAACAAAAGCCCCAAUGCCCAAUGAAGUGCGGCCAAUUGAUGUAUUAGAAAGUUCCUUGCGUAAUGUCAAAACUAAAUGGCGAACAAAGCAGGAUUAUUAUUAUGCCUGCGAUCAAUUGAAAUCAAUUCGACAGGAUUUGACGGUCCAAGGAAUUCGUGAUAAAUUCACAGUUGAAGUCUAUGAGACACAUGCUCGAAUUGCAAUGGAAAAAGGUGAUCAUGAGGAAUUCAAUCAAUGUCAGACACAAUUAAAAAUGCUAUAUACAGAGGUUGGAGGAAGCAACAAUAUAUUGGAAUUCAUCUCUUAUCGAAUCUUGUAUUAUAUUUUUACAAAAAAUACCUUAGAUAUUACAACGGUUUUGCGUUCCUUAACGCCGGAACAAAGAACUCACCCAGCCAUAGCACAUGCUCUAGAAUUAAGAUCGGCAUGGGCACUUGGAAAUUAUUGUGCAUUUUUUAAUCUCUACAAAAAUGCACCGCUCAUGUCUGGCUACUUGAUUGAUUGGUUCAUCUUAAGAGAGCGAAAAUGUGCUUUAAAAGUUAUGAUUAAAUCUUAUAGACCGUCGAUAAGCAUAGACAUGAUAAGUCGUGUUUUGGCUUUUGUUUCGUUAGAGAAAUGUCGUGAGUUUCUCGAAUCUGUUGGUGCUAUAUUAGAUGGAGCACCGGGUAGCGAACAAUUGAAUUGUAAAAAUAGCAUGAGCGUUUUACAAAAUUUAUAAAGAAUAAUAAUAAUAAAAAUUUUAAUGAUCCAUUUAGUAUA
Molecule: messenger RNA, 2795 nt
Organism: Episyrphus balteatus (marmalade hoverfly)
Lineage: Eukaryota; Metazoa; Arthropoda; Insecta; Diptera; Syrphidae
Product: leukocyte receptor cluster member 8 homolog
Exons: 1
Coding region: 262-2754 (830 amino acids)
Cellular component (GO): nucleus
Source: RefSeq, a predicted model, not a curated record